This is a messenger RNA of Gregarina niphandrodes, 975 nucleotides long. RefSeq lists its product as hypothetical. The transcript has a single exon. The record is from RefSeq and is a predicted model, not a curated record. The coding region runs from base 1 to 975 and encodes 324 amino acids. Lineage: Eukaryota; Apicomplexa; Conoidasida; Eugregarinorida; Gregarinidae.
AUGAAGUCGAUCUAUGCGGCUGAAGGAGUAUCUCCGGGGCUUCUGACGCUCGUUUUAGCUUCUGGAUUGGGUGAAGGAUCGAUUCAAAUUGUCGACCACCAUCCUGGUGGAAUAAGAGAAGGACUAACGGUUGAUACGGAGGUGGUUGAUAUUGAAAUCAGUAACAACGGGAAAGAAUCAAUUGAAACUGAAAAAACGAUCGGCGUCUCGGAUUUGCAACUUCUGGAAGCGCCCGAACAACCAACAGGACGACCUAACGCUUGUGAUAGUCGGUUGGCUGAGUGUCGGUCUGGUACUGUCCUUAAUGAGUCGCUUGAUCAGAUCGAGAUCAUGACCCCGAAUCAGCCAUAUCCCAUAGUGGUUGGAGACGUUGUUUCUGCGAGCAACGCGGCGUAUGAAACGUCAAUUCCGGAAGGCAUGUUAGGAACAGUAGGAAUGAUAGGAAAAGUAGGAAUGAUGGGGCCAACGGGAACUCGUAACACCUGCGUAUCGACGUCAACAAGAACACCCUCUGGCCCCCCCCGGGGGACAGGAACAUCCUCUGGCCCCCCCGGGGGGACAGGAACACCCUCGGUUGUAACGAUUGGACCUGAACCAUUUGCAUCGAGAACCGCUGGAUUUCGCUUCAAUAGUCGGGACUGUCUUACUGGAUUCGUGGGCAACCGUGAGUUUCGAAUUCUAGGACGGAUCGUGGAAGGCGUUCAGUCACUGGUCAGGUCGCUCCCCGAUGUCCGUGAGGUACAUGUUCCGUGUGUGAUUGUGUUGAACCGCACGGAUCGAAGCAUAAUCAAUUUGGCCUACGACGUUAGCAAUGGAACUUUCAAAUCUACGGACCAUAAUGAGGUCGUAACCUUCUCGUCCGUCACUAAUGAGGAUGUUGAGCAAACCAUUAUAUCUCUUCAGGAUUUCAACUGUGGUUUCCUGGAUGUGGCUGGAUCGCUACUAUAUAGACAGCCUGUGGCUGCGUUGCUAUAA